Molecule: messenger RNA, 848 nt
Organism: Blepharisma stoltei
Lineage: Eukaryota; Ciliophora; Heterotrichea; Heterotrichida; Blepharismidae
Source: the annotation of a GenBank genome assembly
AUGGCUGAUAAUCGUCUGACAUCUACCUCUGACAGUGACUUUAAAAUAAGGCUUCCAGUAGAUCUUUUAAACAAAGUUGGCGCUCCUAAUGUCCAAACAAUUUUAAAUAUUGCCAAACUUCACACUCAAAGAUUCCAACCUGUUUUUGUCAUGCUUGAAAAAGUCACUGGUGGAUUGUGCAUAACUGAAGAACCUCUCAAGCCACCAAAGCCAAAAACUGAGGAAAAGCCUAAAAAUCACGCUGUGGAAAUUCCGAAAGUGCCUCAAAGGAAACAUCAGAGGACUUUUGGGGAGAAGCAAUAUACACUCCUAUAUCAUUUUUUAGCUGAAUUUUACUAUAAAAAAUAAUUUUAUUACAAAUAUAGCAGUUUUAAUAAUCUAAAAUAAUUUUUAUUAUAAAAAUGCUAUUAUAUUUUUUAUGAAAAUGGAAAUGUAUAUGCCCAGUAGAGACAUGUGGACGGCAAUUUAUGGACAACUCCAAGCUCAAUAGGCAUAUGCUAGUGCAUACCGGAGAGAAAAACUUCAAAUGCGAAUUUUGCGGUAAAAGAUUCUCGCUGGAUUUUAAUUUAAAGACUCACCUUAGGACACAUACAGGUGAGAAGCCUUAUCAGUGCUCAGUGCCAGGGUGCAAUAAGAGGUUUACGCAAUCCAGCAACUUGACUGCUCAUGAAAAGACUCAUUUUAUGAAAGAAGGAGAAGAAAAGCCGAGACAAGUAAGACAUGUCCCAGAACCAGAAAUUGUGACUCUGCCUUCGAUUCCUCAGCAAGCAUUCUCGUUUGAGUCAGCAUUCCCAAUGAAUUUUGAUGUAAUGUGUGUGAGUGCGACACCUGCACUUCCUAAUCCAUAA